This is a messenger RNA of Trichoplax adhaerens, 1374 nucleotides long. RefSeq lists its product as uncharacterized. Gene Ontology annotation, cellular component: mitochondrion; cytosol. The coding region runs from base 1 to 1374 and encodes 457 amino acids. Gene Ontology annotation, biological process: cell redox homeostasis; cellular response to oxidative stress; glutathione metabolic process. The record is from RefSeq and is a predicted model, not a curated record. Gene Ontology annotation, molecular function: NADP binding; flavin adenine dinucleotide binding; glutathione-disulfide reductase (NADPH) activity. NCBI's taxonomy places the organism in Eukaryota, Metazoa, Placozoa, Uniplacotomia, Trichoplacea, Trichoplacidae. The transcript has 15 exons.
AUGGCUGCUCAAAUUUGUCGUCAUUUCGAUUAUUUAGUUAUUGGUGGUGGUUCUGGAGGCUUAGCCAGUGCUCGUAGAGCAGCAAAGCUAGGGGCUAAAGCUGCUGUCAUUGAAAGUGGUCGUAUAGGAGGCACAUGUGUCAAUGUCGGUUGUGUGCCCAAGAAGGUUAUGUUUAAUACCGCUCUCCACUCAGAAUUUAUCCACGAUCACAAAGAUUAUGGUUUCAGCAUUGGUGAAGCGAAAUUUGAUUGGAGUGUUAUCAAGAAAUCUCGUGAUGCAUAUAUUCAGCGAUUGAAUGGAAUCUAUCAUCGUAAUUUAGCCAAGGACGGUGUACAAGAGAUUACUGGUUUUGCCAAGUUUUGUGGCUAUAAACAGGUCGAAGUUAAUGGAGAAGUUUAUACGGCUGACCACAUACUAAUUGCUACUGGUGGAUACCCCGACGUUCCUAAUAAACCAGGCGCUGAGUAUGGAAUCACCAGCGAUGGUUUCUUUGAUUUAGAAGAUUUACCAAAGAAAACCGUAGUUGUUGGCGCUGGUUAUAUUGCUGUGGAGUUGGCCGGUAUAUUAAAUGCUUUAGGAUCGGAUGUUUCCUUACUUAUUCGUCGUGAUAAGGUUCUUCGUUCAUUUGAUAUUUCUCUAAGUGAAAUCAUCACCGAAGAAUUAAAAAACACCGGUGUUAAAGUCAUGUCUCAGACACAGGUCAGUAAAGUCACCAAGAAUGAAAGCUCUGGGCUGCUUACAGUUGAUUUACAAACUGAAGGAGAUAUUAAAGAAAUAGCCAAUGUCGACUGUUUAUUAUGGGCAAUUGGACGAUCACCAACUACUGCAAUUAACUUAGAUGUUGCUGGUGUAGAGCUGAACUCGAAAGGUUUUAUUACAGUCGAUGAGUAUCAAAAUACGUCAACUUCCGGCAUAUAUGCACUUGGAGAUGUUUGUGGUCAUUACCUUUUAACUCCAGUUGCCAUUGCUGCCGGCCGUAGAUUAGCUCACAGAUUGUUUGAAAAUAAGGCAGACUCAAAACUUGACUACAGUAAUAUCGCUACUGUGGUAUUUAGCCAUCCACCCAUGGGCACAGUCGGCCUAACUGAAGAUGAAGCUGUGCAAAAAUUCGGCAGAGAAAAUCUUAAAAUUUAUCGAUCAAAGUUUACACCGAUGUAUCAUGCUGUCACUACCCGAAAAACUCCCUCACUUAUGAAGUUAAUUACUGUUUUACCCGAAGAAAAGAUUGUCGGUCUGCAUAUUCUUGGUAUUGGCUCUGAUGAAAUGUUGCAGGGCUUUGCCGUUGCCUUAAAAAUGGGGGCAACUAAGGCUGACUUUGAUAAUACCGUUGCUAUUCAUCCAACGUCCUCUGAGGAACUAGUUACUAUGACCUAG